Molecule: messenger RNA, 507 nt
Organism: Staurois parvus
Lineage: Eukaryota; Metazoa; Chordata; Amphibia; Anura; Ranidae
Source: the annotation of a GenBank genome assembly
UUAUAUUAGUGCAGAACACUGUACCUUUAAUUUAAAUGCCCUUGGAGUCUGCUGGGGAAGAGAAAUAAUACUGUCAGUCAGUAUGACAUGCAGAUGAGUGCCGUCGAUCUUAGAAUCACCGCACACUUCACUCAUUUGGGCAGUCACGGGGCCAAAACCAGAGUGUGGAGCCACAGUGUGGCGGUGGAGGCAGCAGCAAUGGGAGGCCAUACAGCACCCUAUGACAAAAUGGAACCCACCAGCAGUGUGAGGAGACCUGAAAGUGGCACAUGGCAGAGUGUGGCGAUGGAGACAGCAGCAAUGGGAGGCCGUACAGGGACCCAUGACACACUCUGGACCUGGCAGCAGCAUGAGGAGGCGGUACAGGGGCCCAUGACAGAUUACGGGCCUGGCAGCAGCAUGAGGAGUCGGUACGGGGGCCCAUGGCAGAUUACGGGCCUGGCAGAUGACGACGAGGCUGCCAAGGUCUCCGCCUCACUACUAGCCCCCUCGGCUGCGUGUGGAGGC